AUACUGGAUUUCUUAUCAGGGCAGGACAGAUAUUACGGCUAUGCCUAUAUAAACAAGCUUUCUCAUAGAAAUAUAGAGUCCAUUUCUCUGCAAAUGCACUCCAAAAGAGAGAAGCAUGAACAUAAAGUCUUGUUAGAAAUGAUUGAGUGGUGCUCAAUGCUCAAACAUGAUAUGUAAGACCAGAACACUGAAGCUGCAACACAAGUCACAGAAUGAAGAGAUGUGGGAUAUCAGGGCAGCCAUGGUGUGUAUAACAGUUUAAUCAAAGGUAGCUACAAAACAGGGUAGUGUGGUACAGAAAGUAUCCCCACAUCUUGGAAGCAUGGAUAUGGGUACCAGGAACAAUCCUGAAGCUAUGGAUCCAGAGGCUAUGAAGGAACAAGUGCACAAGACUACUUCAAGUCCAAUAUUUGAUCUCCCAGUAGAUUCAGAACACAAAGCUAGAAAAUUCAAGCUUUUUUCAAUAGCUAAACCCCAUAUGAGAGCUUUCCACCUAUCCUGGAUCUCCUUUUUCACAUGCUUUCUUGCCACGUUUGCUGCUCCCCCUCUGAUACCCAUUAUCAGAGACAAUCUAAAUCUCACCAAGAGAGACAUAGGCAAUGCAAGCAUAGCAUCAGUCUCUGGCUCCAUAUUCUCAAGGCUUGUGAUGGGAGCAUUAUGUGACAUGGUAGGCCCUCGUUAUGGGGGUGCAUUUCUCAUUAUGCUGUCUGCCCCUGCUGUUUUUUCUGCUGCUACAAUUUCUUCUGCACAGGGUUUCAUCCUUGUCCGUUUCUUCAUAGGCUUCUCAUUGGCAACUUUUGUGUCAUGCCAAUUCUGGAUGAGCUCAAUGUUCAACACUAAGAUUGUGGGCCGUGCAAAUGGAUUGGCAGGAGGGUGGGGAAACAUGGGAGGAGGAGCAACACAGCUAGUGAUGCCUCUGGUUUAUGAUCUGAUUCACAAAUCCAUAGGCUCCCCGAGCUUCACCGCAUGGCGUAUUGCUUUCUUCAUACCUGGAGUGAUGCUCAUUUUCAUGGGGCUCCUUGUGCUCACCUUUGGACAAGAUCUACCAGAUGGUAACUAUGUAGCUCUUCAUAAACAGGGGGAUAAGGCAAAAGACAAAUUCUCAAAGGUUUUCUGGCACGCCGUCAAGAAUUACAGGGCUUGGACCUUGGCUCUUACCUAUGGAUACUGUUUUGGAGUAGAGCUUACUAUAGACAAUGUGAUUGCAGAGUAUUACUUUGAUAGAUUUGAUUUAAAUCUUCACACUGCAGGCAUAAUUGCAUCUACAUUUGGACUUGCCAACAUAGUGACCCGUCCAUUUGGGGGAAUAUUGUCUGAUAUUGUAGCGCGUAGAUAUGGCAUGAGAGGAAGAAUAUGGACUCUCUGGAUUGUUCAGACUCUGGGUGGUAUAUUCUGUGUGUGUUUGGGAAAGGCAAAUUCACUGAGCCUCUCCAUUACAGUCAUGCUGAUCUUCUCCAUAUUUGUGCAAGCAGCUUGCGGUCUGACUUUUGGAAUAGUUCCUUUUGUUUCUAGAAGGUCAUUGGGGAUAGUGUCUGGAAUGACAGGAGGAGGGGGCAAUCUGGGAGCAAUGGUCACACAGCUUCUCUUCUUCACUAACUCCAACUAUUCCAAGGAGACUGGAAUCAGCUUGAUGGGUAUCAUGAUUAUCUCCUGCACAUUGCCAAUAUUGGGGUUGUAUUUUCCACAGUGGGGAGGAAUGUUUUGUCCACCUUCCAAGUCUGAGAAUGCUAGUGAGGAGAAGUAUUAUGGAUCGGAAUGGUCUGAAGCGGAAAAGCAACUAGGGAUGGACAGCAUGAGCAUAAAAUUUGCUGACAACAGUCGCAGUGAAAGAGGAAAAAGAUCUUCUCUGACUUCUGCCCCAACUCCAAUGGAGAGUACCCCUCAGCAUGGGUGAAGAUCAUCCCAAUGUGGACAUAACUAAAACACAAUGGUAGGGGACCUUUCUGCCUAAUAGAUCCUGAUGCUCCUUAAUAGGAGGAAUUGGCCCUACCAUUACACAUUGAAUGUAGAUGAUAUAUUGUACAUUUUAGGGUUGCAGAUUAUGAGGUCAAAUAUAUUAAAAAUGUAAGAUUGCUGUAUUGUUUUUCUUAGCA
Molecule: messenger RNA, 2093 nt
Organism: Cryptomeria japonica (Japanese cedar)
Lineage: Eukaryota; Viridiplantae; Streptophyta; Pinopsida; Cupressales; Cupressaceae
Product: high-affinity nitrate transporter 2.1
Exons: 5
Coding region: 323-1894 (523 amino acids)
Biological process (GO): nitrate transmembrane transport; nitrite transport
Cellular component (GO): membrane
Molecular function (GO): nitrite transmembrane transporter activity; nitrate transmembrane transporter activity
Source: RefSeq, a predicted model, not a curated record